GUACCAACACCAAUCGCUAUGGGUAAGAAGCAGGGAGGUGUGAACACCAAGGUUGAAGCGGCUAAGGCCAAAAAGGCCGCCGCUAAGGCUGGCAAGGACGCCGUCAAGGCUGCUGCGGACGCCGCUGCCGAGUCCGCGGAAUGGGCUAAGGGAUCGGACGCGCGCGCUGACAAGCGUCGCCAGGAGGAGGAGCGCAAGCGCGCCGAGCAGGAGGCUAAGAAGGCCGAAAAACAGAAGCUAUUGGCGCUGGAGGAGCACGCGUUGGAUGAGGAUAAGCACGCCAUCCGCAAACAGAAGAAGACGGUCAAAGAGGUGGCCAAGCCCUGGGAGGACGCACUUAAGCCCGCAGUCAAGAAGAACAAUCGCGGGGCCAAGAAGCCCUCAGCCUUCGCGGCGCUUCAAAACAACGGAGGCGCCAGUGAAAAGCUCACGCAGGCUGAGAUGGCGGCGCUUAGAGAAGCCGAGGAGGCUCGCACAGCCCGAAACCCCGGUAAGAAGGCCAUUAAGUUCGAGAACAACUUCCAAGCCAAUAGAAACAGGAACCAGGAUGAGCCCUCGGAUGCGCGCAGUUUGGACGCGGCGCUCGAUUUACUUAGUGUGGGCGACAAGGAAUUGGAGAAGCAUCCCGAACGCAGAGCGAAGGCCGCCUACAAGGCCUUUGAGGAAGUUAUGAUGCCUCAGGUCAAGGAGGACUUCCCGGGAUUGAAGUUGUCGCAGUACAAGCAAAAGCUUAGCGAGAUGGUAAGACUGCGGCUAUUAUUUCUUUUGUGCAUUGCUGACAGGUGUUUUUUGGCGUACAACGCUAAAAAGCCUUAG
Molecule: messenger RNA, 816 nt
Organism: Phytophthora infestans T30-4
Lineage: Eukaryota; Oomycota; Peronosporomycetes; Peronosporales; Peronosporaceae
Exons: 2
Coding region: 19-816 (265 amino acids)
Biological process (GO): transcription by RNA polymerase II
Cellular component (GO): nucleus
Molecular function (GO): transcription coactivator activity
Source: RefSeq, a predicted model, not a curated record